UUUCCAAUUUUUGCCUUCAGUUUUCCUCUUGCGCUGCUUCGCUGCGGUUCGUUCGCUCGUCGUACCGCUGCUCCACGUUUCACGUCGUCCACGUCGCACGCGCAACUUCGAUCCGGAUACGGAUCCGGCGGCCUUUCGCUCGACUCGCGCAAAAAUAUCUGCGCCAAAUGUUCAAUGAAUGAAUUUAAAAAUGAAAUUAAAUGCAACAAAUUAACGCACACGAAACGACAACAAAAUAAAGAUAAAUUAAUCUAAUCAAUCUGCUGGCGGCCAUCUUUUUGCUGGCACUGUUUCAGUGUCGCACUUGCUGUGUGGUGAUAGUCGGGCACGGCAAUUAGUCCGAGUCCGGGUCCGAGUGACGGCCCAUUUCGAGGAAGGAACCGAAAACGUUCCACGAGAAGAGAAAAUAAUUCGCAACACGUGUUGGUUGACACAGUGCGUAUGAAAGAUGUGUGGCCCUGCCCUGCAUAAGUGAGCGGCAGUGCUGUGUGAGUGGCGCCGGUGGUGCUAGCAAAUGAGUUAAUACUCCUAUCUGUGUGAAAGUGUGUGUGUGUGAUAGUGCCUGGCACAUGGCCCCCCCGCGGAAAGUUGGAUGAAAAUAAAAAGCCAAGUUCCAAAACAUCACCUUUUGUUUGGAUACAUCGAAGCGGAAUCGGAAUCUGAUUCGGAUUCGAAGAGUCCCAGUGUAACAAAAGCACAAAACUAAAGCAAAAGAGAAACACGGAUAUCAACCAUAAAUAAUCAAACUACAGCGCUCAAAUUACCAAAGAAUCUAAAAAACUAUAGUCGGAUAAGCUAUUGUUAUCCCAGCUGGUCUGGCCUUGAACUUGUUCCCGUCGCAAUUAUUGCUAAUUGAACGCACAUAGAACGGACUCCCUGCUGCUGCCCCCACCACCCCCCAUCUUCCCGCCCCUUCCCCAGCUCCGAUUCCCGCCCAAAAUGCUUCAACAUCCUGCCACAGAUUUCUACGAUCUGGCCGCGGCUAAUGCGGCCGCUGUCCUCACCGCCCGCCACACACCCCCCUACAGCCCCACAGGCCUGAGUGGCUCGGUGGCGCUCCUCAACAACAACAACAACAACAACAACAACAACAACAACAACAGCAGCAGCACCGGCAACAGCAAUAACAACAACAAUAACAAUCUGGACAUCAUGACGCACAAUGGAGUGGUAGUGGGCGGCGGCGUAGGCACCGGUGGACUGCACCUAACGGGUGGCAGCAAUGGGGGAGUGACGGGAGGUGGUGCCUCCGGCGGAAGGGAGAACCUGCCGAGCUUCGGCUUCACCCAGGAGCAGGUGGCCUGCGUCUGCGAGGUCCUGCAGCAGGCCGGCAACAUCGAAAGACUGGGCCGCUUCCUCUGGUCGCUGCCACAAUGUGAUAAGCUGCAGCUGAACGAGUCCGUGCUGAAGGCCAAGGCGGUCGUUGCAUUCCAUCGCGGCCAGUACAAGGAGCUGUAUCGCCUGCUCGAGCAUCAUCACUUCUCGGCCCAAAAUCACGCCAAGCUCCAGGCCCUGUGGUUGAAAGCGCAUUAUGUGGAAGCCGAAAAACUGCGCGGAAGACCCUUGGGUGCUGUUGGCAAAUAUCGGGUUCGUCGCAAAUUUCCAUUGCCCCGCACCAUCUGGGAUGGCGAGGAGACGAGCUACUGUUUUAAGGAGAAAUCCCGCUCCGUACUGAGAGACUGGUACUCGCACAAUCCAUAUCCAUCGCCCCGGGAGAAACGCGAUCUGGCCGAGGCCACCGGGCUGACCACCACGCAGGUUUCCAAUUGGUUCAAGAAUCGACGACAAAGAGAUCGAGCCGCCGAGCAUAAAGACGGCUCCACGGACAAGCAACACUUGGACUCCUCCAGCGACUCGGAGAUGGAGGGCAGCAUGUUGCCCAGUCAAAGCGCACAACAACAACAACAGCAGCAGCAGCAGCAGUCACCCAACAACAACGGCCUGCAUCAACAGCAACUGCAGCAUGCUGCCACCGAACAGAGCCUGCAACAUCACCCCCAUCAGCAACACCAUCCCGCCGCCACCGGGCCCACAAGCGUGGUCAGCAAGACAGGUCACAGUGGGGCAGGUGGUGGUGGCGGGGGCGGGGGCGGCGGCGGCGGCGGUGGCGCCGCAACAGCAACACAAAUGCAAAUGCCACCCCUCUCCGCUGCCGUUGCCUACUCCCACCUGCAUAGUGUGAUGGGCGCCAUGCCCAUGACCAUGUACGACAUGGGGGAGUAUCAGCACUUAUGAUUCUAGUUGGAGGCGGCUGCUGCCGCUACCAGCGGGAGCGGAAGCGGAGGCGGGAAGGCAAGCGGAAACGAAAGCACGAGUCCGAGUGCCACCGCCAACAGCAGCAAUGCCUACGGGUGGUCAAUGUCAGUGCCGUCGGCGCACUAUCAGCGCCAGCAGGAUCUGUCGGAAAGCUUUUACUUCUGAUUCGAUCCGAACCGAUCCUCGAGCGGAGCUGGGCGGAACCUUAGCAAUAUUUAGAGAGCGCAUUGUCGUAGCAACAAAUUCUAUUUAAUCGUUAGACACAGCAACACUUUCUGCAUAAGCUAGCAUUUUUCUGCAAUCAAUGGAAAGAGAGAGAUACGGAGAUAUACAGAAAGAGGGGGAGGGAGAGGGAGAAAAAAGGCACCACGCUGCAGCACAAGCUUUUGGCAACCCAAAAAAACCUAGAGAGAAAACUUGCAAGAAAACUGCAUCGAUCUGUGUAAAUAGCUAGGCUAGGUUUUAGUUUUAGAGCGGUUGGAGGCGGAGGCAGGUACAACCGAAAUGCAAAUCAAAUCGAAAUGUGCAAACAAUUAUACAUAUACGACUAUUAUAUAUUAUUAUAUACAUCUGUAUCUACUUAAUGCAUAAAUUAUACACUUUUAAUUGUAGCCUUUAGUAAUCAUAUUUUUGUUAACAAUAAAUUCUAUUAAAUUAUUUUCAAAUGAUUG
This is a messenger RNA of Drosophila pseudoobscura, 2927 nucleotides long. It is a transcript of the gene so, whose product is annotated as sine oculis. Gene Ontology annotation, biological process: regulation of transcription by RNA polymerase II. Lineage: Eukaryota; Metazoa; Arthropoda; Insecta; Diptera; Drosophilidae. Bases 940 to 2235 code for a protein of 431 amino acids. The record is from RefSeq and is a predicted model, not a curated record. Gene Ontology annotation, cellular component: nucleus; transcription regulator complex. The transcript is spliced from 7 exons. Gene Ontology annotation, molecular function: RNA polymerase II cis-regulatory region sequence-specific DNA binding; DNA-binding transcription factor activity, RNA polymerase II-specific.